AUGAUAUCAACGCCACAAGUCUUCCUUGACGCCCUUCGCCACGGCUACACUCUCAUGGGCAGCGACAUUUCGCUCCUGGUGUUCGACGAAGCCUACCACGCCGUUGACAAGUAUCCCUGCAAAUUCUACCGAAAACAAGACAGCGGAAAAUGCACGCCCGAUGAUGCUGGGAAUGUUGAGAAAGCCUUCAGGACCGUCGAGAGUAACUUCAAAAGUGGAAUUCGGCUACCUCGCCGUAAUCAUGAGGAGAUCGCCCAGUAUGUGCAUCGCCGUCUUCAAACACGUAGGGUACAUCCGGUCCGAAGACGCCUUUUCCGCGAACCUCGCAGCAUUAUCUGCGGUCCUCAAAACAAUGAAUAUCGAAAACGAUCCCUACGUGAAAUCCAGCUCUCUCGGGCGGCUCUCGGUUCUCCAGAAUACGAACGUAUCGAUCAGAAGCUCUCCAAGGUUAUCGAGAAGGAGAGUUCCUUCACGCAUACUUAA
This is a messenger RNA of Cyclocybe aegerita, 483 nucleotides long. NCBI's taxonomy places the organism in Eukaryota, Fungi, Basidiomycota, Agaricomycetes, Agaricales, Hemipholiotaceae. The record is from the annotation of a GenBank genome assembly.